This is a messenger RNA of Salvia hispanica, 1120 nucleotides long. The record is from RefSeq and is a predicted model, not a curated record. NCBI's taxonomy places the organism in Eukaryota, Viridiplantae, Streptophyta, Magnoliopsida, Lamiales, Lamiaceae.
CACCAAACCACUUUGCCCACCCUAUAAAUACCCCCUCUUUUCCACUUAAAAAUCUUCUUUCCGCAAUUUCGACAAGCUCUCGCAAGAUUGUUCUUGGCGUCUGAAUUCCAUUCUGAAAUCAGAUUAAUCUCAGUUUUUUUCGUUAAUUUGUGAAUUUUGGACUACCAAAUUAAGAAAUUGGAUUCCAAACCCUAGCUUCCAUGUUUCCGAUCCCUCCAUUUAUAUGACGUUAGUCUUGCGAAGGAUUCGAAUUCUCCACUCUUUCUCAGUUGUUUUCCUCUACUGGUUCUACGUCUUUUCAUGAACUAGCCUUCACCUGAAACCCUAAUUUCAUUGCAUUCCUACUGAUAGCCACAUAGUUUUAAAUUUUUAGCGAAUUAGAAAACCUACAUUCAAAAACCCCCAAUUUUUUUCUGCAUCUCCUCUCUUUGAAUGGCUUCGAAGCAGUUACCGCAGCCUACGAGUCCCGGUUCCGAUGGUGAUGAGAGGAAAAGGAAGAGAAAGCUGUCUAACCGUGAAUCUGCACGACGCUCGCGGAUCAGGAAGCAGCAGCAUCUUGACGAGCUGAUCGCUCAAGAGCAGAAGCUGAUAGAUGACAACAAGAAGCUAAGAGAGAUGACUGAGAGCACCACCCAGCUCUACCUCAAUGUUGAAUCUAAUAACAACGUGCUGAGGGCUCAGUUGGCCGAGCUGACUGAUCGCCUCCGCUCACUGAAUUCUGUGCUUCAAAUUGCUUCAGAGGUGAACGGCUUUGCUGUUGACAUUCCGGACAUCCCUGAUACUCUGCUCGAGCCGUGGCAGCUGCCCUGCCCUGUCCAGCCCAUCCCUGCCUCCGCUGACAUGUUCCAGUACUGAGGCGCGAUAUCGUGAUUCCUUUAUGGCUACUUGCGUUUGUUAGUUGGUAUCUAAUUGUCUUGUUUAUAGCAAGUAUGAUGUUUGGUUUGACUAAGCCAGGGUUUUGCAGUAAUGCCCUCUAUUAUCUUAGUAGCAAGGUUACAUGUUUAGGUUUAUAAGAUUGUGUUGGUCUUUUUGGUAUUGGUUGUGUUUUCUAUUAGUCUAUUCUAGUUUGAUUGUGCCUUUCUUGAUUGCUAUGGCUUUAAUAAAUAUCUCAUUUGUACUA